Messenger RNA from Suillus plorans, 1207 nucleotides. RefSeq lists its product as uncharacterized. The annotation marks the transcript as partial. The record is from RefSeq and is a predicted model, not a curated record. Lineage: Eukaryota; Fungi; Basidiomycota; Agaricomycetes; Boletales; Suillaceae. The transcript is spliced from 3 exons. Gene Ontology annotation, cellular component: cytoplasm. Gene Ontology annotation, molecular function: 2-oxoglutarate-dependent dioxygenase activity.
UCUGUAUCGAUAGACUCAUAUUCCGGUAUCAAUGCAAGUCACACAAAUACUUUAUGACUUGAUCAAGCUACCACUAGCGUUCGAACACAUUCUUUAGAACUUCCAGAAUGCUGAACUUUAAAUCAAAAUCACGCGCUUCUCAGUGACAGUAUAUAAUAUUACUCGCUAAACAGGUUCUGCAGUGAAAUCCUACAGGCCAUUUCUUAUCGCCAGACUUCCGCUGCAGCUACUUACUACUAACCAACACUCAUUUCCUGCAUAGAUGAACUUCAUGGAACUCGAAUGUUCUAAAAAAGUCAUCCCGAUGAUCACCGACAGUUAUGCUCUUUAUUCCUCCCUUAGUCCUGGCAUGCAGGUGUACCUUGAGGGUCUUACAGCUCUGCACAGCGUGGUCGCGCAAGCGGAUGGAUCUCGCGCAGCUGGCCUCUACGUCCGUCGCGAACCUGUCGAAAGCGUGCAUCCUGUCGUUUAUGUCAACCCUGGCUUUACUCUUCGCAUACUCGGCGUCCCCAAACCCGAAUCCGACACCAUUCUCAAUUUCUUGUUCCACCAGAUCGCCGAUAAUGUUGACUUUCACGUACGCUUCCACUGGGAGCCGAAUUCAGUCGCGGUCUGGGAUAAUAGAAUUGUGACUCACACCGCAACUUUCGAUUUCUGGCCUCACACUCGCCACGCGCUCAGAGUCACGCCUCGUGGCGAGAAACCUGAGUCUGUUGAAGACCACGAGAGCCGUACAGGCAAAGUGGCGAAAGAUCGCCAGAUUGAGAUCUGGAAGGAGCAGGGAAUCGAGAUUCCACAGUCGAAGAAGGGUCUGUCUCGGGCACGCGGAUAUAAUGACUGAGAUGUUAGUCUAUGAUUUGAUUUGGAGAGUAUGACAGAAGUUCAAGCCACUGUGGCUGACAGAGUGGGUGAUCAGUCGCGCAUCAAAAGCCUUUGAUCCAACCACUUAUUUACCUAGUGUCAUGUUCGUUCCUCGUUCAUUUUUAUUGGCUACGCGUUGAGGAAAGUGAGGACAUCGAGUUGUAUUGCGUGCCGACUCCCACAAAGUCGUAAAUUUUGAAUUCAUUAUACACGUUUCCUGGUUAUAUAAAAUGCUCCCCAGUUCAAGGUGUAGCGCUACAGGGCGGGACUCCAUCACGAAUGUACUUAUCGGGAAGCCCGGCCAUCGAUCAAUACAUUGUAUAGGCAAUGUUACAAAAAUGAAAAG